Beta vulgaris subsp. vulgaris (sugar beet) is the source of this 636-nucleotide messenger RNA. RefSeq lists its product as uncharacterized. Bases 1 to 636 code for a protein of 211 amino acids. The transcript has a single exon. Lineage: Eukaryota; Viridiplantae; Streptophyta; Magnoliopsida; Caryophyllales; Amaranthaceae. The record is from RefSeq and is a predicted model, not a curated record.
AUGGUGUGUGAAAUAAAAGAGGAGUUGAAGGGGCUGCUAUCACAAAAUCAGCUAGAGCAAAUGGAGGAGUAUUCUGUGAAGGACAUGGUGAAAUUGUAUACAGGAAGUGUGGAAAAUGUAGGAUGGGAUAAAUUUGUGUGGAAUAGGUUAACUGUGCCUAAACACAGAUUUUUUGUAUGGCUCACUAUGAACAACAGACUACAGACAACUAGCAUAUGGCACAAGAUAGGAAUUGCAAGCUCAGCAAGCUGUUUAAUUUGUGAUGAUGAUGAAGAAACUCAAACACAUCUCUUGUUUGAGUGUAAGUAUAGCUCUGCAGUGUUUAGACAGGUGAAAAGGUGGUGUGAGCUUCCUGAUAAUCUCACAAAUAUCAAUAUAGCAUUGAGAUGGAUAGCUAGAAGCAGGAAGUCAUGUUUCCAGAAGAAGGUGUUGUUUGCAAUCAUGGGAGCAAUGAUCUAUCACAUCUGGGGGUCAAGAAAUGAAGCCUACUGGAAUCAGAAAGUUAUAACUAUACAUAGGAUUGUAAAUACAAUUCAGAAAGAGAUUGUGGAAAGAUUAUAUAGAGUGAUGCCUAAGAAAGUAGGUACAGCAAGAAAGAUGUGGCUUAGGCGUCUAGCACAUCAAGUUUGUAACUAG